This is a messenger RNA of Vitis vinifera (wine grape), 1231 nucleotides long. RefSeq lists its product as uncharacterized. The transcript has 4 exons. Gene Ontology annotation, molecular function: cysteine-type peptidase activity. The record is from RefSeq and is a predicted model, not a curated record. Bases 8 to 457 code for a protein of 149 amino acids. NCBI's taxonomy places the organism in Eukaryota, Viridiplantae, Streptophyta, Magnoliopsida, Vitales, Vitaceae. Gene Ontology annotation, biological process: proteolysis.
UCAAGGUAUGUGGAAUUUAAACAGGCACCUACAGAAAAAGCUAAGUAAUGCAAGGCUCACCGAACGAUUUGCUUUUAUCAAUCCAGCUUUAGUCUCUAAAGCUGGAAUGGGUGAGACAACAAAGGAAAAUAGGUCAAGGUUGAUUGCAAAUCGUUUAAUGCAUGCAAAGCGUGCUGACUACAUUUUUAUUCCAUAUAACCCUGAUUUCCACUGGGUCUUGGUGGCAUUGGAUAUGAGGACAAUGACUGCGUACUACCUUGAUCCGAUGCAAAAGCAACCAUGUGAUGAUCUUAAGGAAAUUGUUAACAUGGCACUACGAAUUCAUCCACCAGAGAAACAAAGAUCAUCAAAGAGGGAGCCGACAUGGGUAAAAGUAGUGAUGCCCUCAUUUCAGUCCAGUAAGAGUUGUAGAUCACAUUUUGACGAUUCUCAUAAGUUCUCAUCUCAUGAUAAGUAAUUUUUUCCUCCAUAGUGAUAGAAUAUAAUAGUUUUAUACAUAAACUAUUUCAAUAUAACAAAUCAAAUUAUUACAUCAUCACCAAUGUUGUUACAUGGAGAAGUUAUUUUUGUUAUUGUUGUAUGGAGAAGAAGCAUAUAAUUUGUGAACUCAAUAAAUCAAAUUAUUAUAUCAUGAUCAUCAAUGUUGUCAUUAUUAUUGUUGUUGUUGCAUAGAGAAGUUGUUAUUGUUAUAUGUUUGGACUAAACAAAUCAAAUUAUUACUAAUAUAAUUAUCACCAUUGAUCAUCAAUGUUAUUGUUAUUGUUAUUGUUAUUGUUGUUGUUGUUGUUGUUACAUGGAGAAAUUGUUAUUGUUGUAUGGAGAAGUUAUUGUUGUUGCAUCAACAGGUUGUUGUUGGAUGGAGGGAUGGUAGAGAGCUUUUUUUUGUGUAGGGUUAAUUAUUAUAUUUGGGUUAUAAUUUUGGAAUUGAAAAUAAAGGCAAGUUUUAGAAUGGUUGUUAUUAUGACAUUUAACCAAUGAUUUGUAGGUUUCUAUUGCCUUGGUUAUGCUCUUUUAAUUUUUAGUUUAAUACUCUUUUUUUCCUUAUGGAAUGUUAUUAGUUAACUAAAUUUGGUAAUAUAGGAAAGUUGUAAGAAGAAAUUAAGGCAUUUGCAAAUGGUUAAUAUUAAAUGUCUUAUAUUACUAGAUAUGAUGAUUUAUGAUUGAAACUAAUUAUAAACCAUACCUAUUGGUAUAUUCAUAUAUUUAUUUCUGAGAAAUGAGUUUGAUAUGU